Molecule: messenger RNA, 2601 nt
Organism: Centropristis striata (black sea bass)
Lineage: Eukaryota; Metazoa; Chordata; Actinopteri; Perciformes; Serranidae
Gene: tnfsf11
Product: TNF superfamily member 11
Exons: 4
Coding region: 343-1149 (268 amino acids)
Biological process (GO): immune response
Cellular component (GO): membrane
Molecular function (GO): tumor necrosis factor receptor binding
Source: RefSeq, a predicted model, not a curated record
CUCUGCUGUGUGUGUGUGUGUGUGUGUGUCACCGGGGGUGUGGACGCACAGAAGGGGUGGAUCACGUGUGCGCGCCUCUCCGUGCGCGGCCCGUGGAGCCAUAAAGGGCUCACUUUACCUGUCGUGCGCUCAGGUCGAUCCGGUUGCCAGACUUGUUUCGGUCCUUUCCUUCCCGUCGGUCAGAGCUGAGACAUCUCUCCGCGUCUCUGAUUGGCUGCAGAGGAGCGAGCAGCUCCAGCCCACCCACCGCUGACUAUAGGCACUGUGCACACUCUCUCUCCUUCCUUGCAUUGAGUCUGGGACCUGGCCUGGGGGCUGUACGGCACACACACAGCGCGUAUCAUGGCAGCUACUCACAGCGAGUACCGAGGCUACCUGCGGAACACCGUCGACAUCGAGGCAGGCCAGCACCGCUUCCACCCGGUGCAGAGCUCGGAGCCCACGUACCGGCCGCUCCUGUUCGGAACGCUUGCUGUUAUGGGAUUGCUUCAGGUGGCUUCCAGCGUGGCGAUCUUAUUGCACCUGACGGGAUAUCUGCAGGAGGUAGACCUGUCCACAGCCCCUCACCGGCCCUUAGAGGAGGUUCAGACGGAGCCGGUGCUGAACGCUCUGAGGGACACGAGGAAAAACAGACAAAGGUGCAAAACUCCCAAAGAGAGCCUGCCAUCAGCUCAUCUACCAAUCAGAGCGCACACGGAGCCCUACAAGAAAGGCGAGGCGAAGGCCGUCAUCAUUGAUUGGGACGAGGUGCACGGAUACCGCCACAGGAUGGGCUACCAGAAGGGCAAACUGCUGGUGGAGGAGUCGGGGUUCUACUAUAUUUACGCCAAGACCUGCUUCCGCUACUACAAGUAUGGCGGGGAGGAGAGCAUCCAGUCCGGGGUCCAGCCGGUGGACGUGAGCAACACCCAGCUCAUCCAGUACGUCUACCAGGAGAGCAUCAAACAGAACAGCAAGUCUGUGCUGCUGAUGAAGACGGGCAGCACCAUGCGCUGGAACAACACCAGCUAUAACAUGUACUGCGCCCAGCAGGGCCGCGGCGUCCGGCUGGAGGAGGGGGACACCUUGUAUGUCAACGUGUCCAACGCGUGGAUGCUGGACCCCGAGGGAGAAGGGACGUAUUUUGGGGCGAUAAAGUUGGGUAACUGAAAAUGAAACACGUGGGGAGCGGACAUGCUACUGAACAUUUGAUAUGCCAAAGAACCACUGUUAAUGAUUUCUAAUGUUAAUUUGUCAAAAAAGUGUUUUUUUAUUGUUCAUGUGUUUGAUUUUUUUAUACAUUGUUCUUCCCCAAAUGGAGCCCUUUUUAUGAGACAAAGCAACAAUAGAAGGUGGCCGUCUCGCCCCCCACAGACACACCGCUCUCAUCUUCAUCCAAGAUAGCACUGGACUCUUUUUAAUAGACUUUUUUUGUGGUUGGUAUUGUGAAAUUUCAGUACAUUUCAGCCUAUAUUUCAACAUUUAGACUUAAGCACCGACAUGUGUUUAUGCACUAAUUAAACAAAGCGUAAGGGAGCAACUGAGGAAGUCAGUUUGUUGGCGAGGAGUGCAGCGUGAAGGGAUUUAUCAGUGCUGGAACGGAAGAUUGCAGCUGAUAGAGCAUCUGCUUGUACUUAGCAGAUUAUCACAGAAGAAGAAAUAACACAGCUCCCAGGUCUGCCUCUGAAUGAUGGCAGGGAAUGCUCAAAUGUUUUCCUGAAAGGUUUUGUAAGUGCGAACAAGGCAGGCAAUGAGGCGUAGAACAGUAAGUAAGUCAACAGCAUCAUUGGAAAAUAUGCAGCUAGAUGUUGAGUGAUUAAACCUCCGAGGCAACAUUUAAACUUAAUGCAAUGAAAGAUUAAUUCGACAGGUUUUUUAAGCAACAACAGUAGUUAAAAAGAAGGUCAUGUGUGUGCGCCAGAAAGUCAUUUGUUAUCCAGUUUCCUGUCUUAAUGAUAUCUAACGAGCGGCCUGCUUCACUGAAGGCAAAUUACACGACAAUGUCAUUUAAAACUGAGGAGGAAAUGACACAUGUUUGUUAUGUUUAUGACAAUCAACAAGCGAUGCAGAUAGCUGGACUGUCUGACCAUAAAUGACAUGAAUAGACUCUUUGUCUUCUUUAACUAGAGGAACCAAAUUGAGUUUGGUUCAUCUUUUAACUUAAAUUUUUGUUUUUUCAUUUGGCUCUUCAGGGAGGUAAAUGGGAAUAUGCACUAAAUAUUUAUUUAUUAGCUAUAGAAGUACAGAGACGGGUCAUUGUUAAAGUGACCUAUCGACUGUAAAAAAUCAUUUAUAUUUUAUGUCUGUAUGACAUUUAUUAUGCAGCACUUAGAGGAAAUAGUAGACACGCUUUUUGUUAUUAAAACACAGGGGCUUCAUUUUAAAUUCCAUAUUUAUGUAUCUCGAUUUUGACAAUUCUGUGUGCACUUGCCUAGCCAAAAGCAAUAUGAAUAUAUUGUUUCUUCUACAAGAUUGUAGCAAACCUGUAAGAUCUUCAUUUGACUUCAUCCGAUAGAUUUUUUUUUUUCCAUUCAGUGUUUUUUUUAAUUUAUGUUUGUGUAUGUUUUAAUAAAAAAAACUACUUUUGUAAUGAGAGUUUCAUGUGUAUUGACAUUCCGGUGC